Molecule: messenger RNA, 1454 nt
Organism: Linum trigynum
Lineage: Eukaryota; Viridiplantae; Streptophyta; Magnoliopsida; Malpighiales; Linaceae
Source: the annotation of a GenBank genome assembly
GUGUCCAGCUCGUCGACGGCCCAAGCAAGGCAAAACUCUGGUUGACCAUUUGUCGUGUCGCGUUCGUCCGUCGAACUCGAAAGUCUUCGAUUACACCUUUCAGUAGUUCCGCACUUCCGCUUCUCUCACACAGUCUCCUUUCUCCCUCACUGUUCCAGAUUCGCCGAGCCGAGACUAAGAACCCCAAAAUCCCAAGCGCUUUCAAGCUAAAACCCUAGGAACUUGAUCGCGCUUCUGAUUACUGGAAGCAAAGAGAAGAGUCGCGAAGCUUCUUUUCCCCUACUCAUCUUCCUGCUUUUUUUUCUCUCGCCGACCCAGCAAGCUUCCCGCUAAUGGCUUCCUCAGCGACGGCGACGGAGAGAAGGGGGAUACCAGGUGCUCAGUUCGUGGAAGAUGUGGAGACGUAUCUAACCCAAUCUGGACUCGAUGUCAACUCUGCCCUUUCCUUCCUUCAGGAGAGGCUUCAGCAGUACAGGGUUGUGGAGAUGAAGCUACUUGCUCAGCAAAGGGAUCUUCAGGCGAAGAUCCCUGAUAUUGAGAAAUGCUUGGAUGUGGUUGCCACUUUGCAGUCUAAGAAGGGUACUGGUGAGGCACUUAUUGCUGACUUUGAAAUUGCCGAAGGCAUCUACUCACGUGCUUCCAUUGAUGAAAGUGACUUGGUUUGUUUAUGGCUGGGAGCAAAUGUCAUGUUGGAGUAUUCAUGUGAAGAGGCCACUGCCCUACUGCAGAAGAAUUUAGAGAACGCUAAAGCUAGUUUAGAAGUCCUUAUUGCUGAUUUGCAGUUUCUGAGGGAUCAGGUCACAAUAACACAGGUCACAGUCGCGCGGGUGUAUAAUUGGGAUGUUCAUCAGCGUAGAUUGAGACAAUCCACUGCCGCGGUUAAGGAAACGUGAGCCAUGGAUCAUUAAGACUUGUGGACUAUCAGUGUAGAUUGAGACAGGCCAAUGAUGUCUGACUUUGAAAAAUGACUUCUCUUUGUGGUAUGUGAGGAAUUAUUUUCGGAUGAGUUUGUCUUCUCCACAUCUACUACUACCAUUUGUUCCCCAUCCCAUCUUUACUCAGGAGCAGUUUUGGUGCCUGAAAGGAUAUCGCCUGAGUUGUAAGGUGUGUUUGAGUGGGCUCUUGGCAUUGAACAAGAGUCUGCAGCUAAUUAAUGCUUUUGGGAGAUUGACGGGAUGAAAGCGGUCUUAGUAGGAUGGAGUUUGAAUCUGAAAACUGCAGUUGUGAAUUUGUGAUCUGGGAGCAGAUGUAUGGCACAGAGCUCAGGUGGGUGUAACUCAUCAUCUGCUCCAUACUCCAUCAUCUGUGUUGGUUCAGCAAGCACUCUAUUCGUGCACAAGCCAAAGUCAAUUUAAAGCUGUCGUAUUAUCACUCUCUGGCAGUUUGGCAGUUAAAACUGCUGUCCUAGAUUUGAAUGGUACGUUUCCCUACACGAAUCAAGGUACAACACUUGG